Molecule: messenger RNA, 367 nt
Organism: Saprolegnia parasitica CBS 223.65
Lineage: Eukaryota; Oomycota; Saprolegniomycetes; Saprolegniales; Saprolegniaceae
Exons: 6
Source: RefSeq, a predicted model, not a curated record
AUGGAGGAGACGACGGCCAAGGUUCCGCGCGACGACGCGUCCGUCUACCAGACAGAUGAGCUCCGAGGCUACCUCCUCAAGAAGACGCGCAACGGCAAGUGGCAAAAGCGCUGGUUCGAGACGAACGGAUGCUUCCUGACGUACUACAAGAAGCAAGGCCAGAAGCUCCUCGCGGCCCUCAACCUGCCUCAGGUCGGCGAAAUCGCGCUCUUGCCCGAGACCGCCGAAGAUGGCCCGGGCCUCUUUACGAUCGAGCUCAAUGAUCGGAUAUAUACCAUCAAGGCCAAGGGCCAGGACGACGCUGCGCUCUGGGUCGAGGCCCUUGUGUGGCGCCAGCAAGGUGGCGUCGUCGCCUCGAGCACGACGG